AUGACGUUCCCCUCAAGCUGUCUAAUCUGCCUCAACCCAACAGCCAACCUCUGCGCGCGCUGCAAGUCAACCUCGUACUGCUCUCGUGCCUGCCAACUGUCGGACUGGCCCUCGCACAAACUCCUCUGCAGCGCCUUCCCCAAGCAGUUGCCCCGUCCCUCAGCAAAAUACCAACUCGCCAUCCUCUUCUCGCCCGAGCAAGACAAACCAGCCCUAGUCUGGGCGCCGCGGACCUCAAUCCCGACGCGGUGGACAGACGGCAACUAUGCCUCGAUUGUGCAGAACUGGAACUCCAAGCUCAACAAACUGCUCGAGCUGGACGGGAAGGAGGUUUCCGGAACCAAGUUCUUCAUCUGGAAUGCGCGGUUGGCGAAGCCGUUGCAACGAACACUGGUUGUCUUUCACUGCAACUCUUCUUUGUUAUCCAUGUCCGCCUUGUCCCCGAAGAGGCUAUUCGAAUCCCACCGCAGUAGUGGCCAAAGUGAUGGCAAGAGCAAGAACACAACCACCUCUCGCACCAAGAAAUGCCAAAGCUUUCUAACAACUUUUCAAUCCCACCCCUCCGGCCCGCACCGUCCCCUGAGAUGGUACCCGGGCCCCUCGCUCCUUGCCGCCUACGACCCGAACGGCUCCGCAGUUGACAUCACUCUCUCAGACCUGCGCCACGCGAUCGACUCUAUCCACGACACUGACUUUUCCUGGGCCGGAUCAUCCCUCGCCCCCUCCCUCACCUCGCUGAAAGCGUAUUUACGGAUCCAGGGCGAAGAACCGCGUAUCUUGGAAGCGCCCCGGCGGAGAUUGAUAUCGGUGGAAGAGAGCAUUGCCGCUGUCCGCGUCCAUGGCACGAAGGGAUUGUUGCAGGAAGGACACGCUGUGUGCCCUGUGAGUAUCGUGGCGGAGCACCCGAUUCGUAACGGUGGGGGAGCGGCAUCCCUUGUUUCGAGCCUUUUGGGAAUUCCGCUGCGGAUUCGAAAGCACGGCGACAACGACACCAAGGAUGAGAAGAAUCACUACGCCGCCUCUCUAAUGCUGGAUCUCGACCCGUCAUCUCCUACUUGGGGCACCAUUCCCGCAGAAUGGAACGAAGGAGUUGGCGAUAUCCUCCUUGUGUCGAAUACGGAUUCUACCUCCCUCUCCGGCACGGAACUGUGCAAAGCCGUCGGUGUCUGCGGGUUCGUCAACGAUAUGGUUCUUCCGCGUGUUCGGAACGCACUGCUGAAGAUGCUGGAGGAGGACGAGAAGACAGGCCAAGAGGCCAAGGACGAGGUCAUGCGGUUUGUCAAUGCGAGGAGCUUUCACAAGUACCUUGCAAGAUGGACGAAUGAAUUUGUGGAUUAUGGGGAUGAGGAGUGCGCAGGGAGCGCGGGAAGAGAGGUGCUGCCGCUGGGGGUAAGGAUGAUGACAUCGGUGGCUAAGAAAAGAAUGGAUGGAAAUUCAUGA
Messenger RNA from Pseudomassariella vexata, 1440 nucleotides. RefSeq lists its product as uncharacterized. The transcript has a single exon. The record is from RefSeq and is a predicted model, not a curated record. Bases 1 to 1440 code for a protein of 479 amino acids. NCBI's taxonomy places the organism in Eukaryota, Fungi, Ascomycota, Sordariomycetes, Amphisphaeriales, Pseudomassariaceae.